CGAGGCGAGGGUGCGCGCACGCACCGAGAGGGUGGGUCGGGCGCGCGGCCGUUAGCGGUCCUCGUCUUGACAACUGUCUGCCACGCUGAGGUUCCCGCGGGCCUUAGACCGCGUGACCCAGACCCCGUUAGCGCGCUCGCCUCCUUCGACGGCGCAGUCACCGCGCGGGGCGGCCGCCCGUGAAGUAUCUACCACGUCUUGUGUCAACGAAUAAAGCUCCGGGACAGCGGCGCCCUCGGCGACAGCUGGGUGGGCAGCCUGGGCUGGGAGCGGUGACCCUCAGCUUCCGUGAGAAGCGAGCGGCGGAAGCAGCCUCCACCCUGGCCCCGCACCAGCCGCCCGGCAGGCGAGACCUGAGCCUGGUCUGGCAUGCGCGGAAUGCUCCUUGAGCCCCUCUUCUGGCUGUUACCUUCGGGGGACGGUUGUGGCCACACUGACACGUAUUUUCCAAAUAAAUCGUUUAUUCUUGCGGCGGCGGGGCCGAACACGUUAAUAUAUUUUUAAUAUUCUCAGCAAGCAUUUACCCAACACUUUUAUCCAGUGAAACAACUUGGUAAGCGUUUCGAGCGAGCAUCCGCCGGGUUAAGAAGUCAGGCUGGGAGCAGCUUGUAUUUGCCACGUCCGUCCUCAACUGUUCUGAAGAUUGUCCCAUCUUAUAACUACUAGUGUGCACAGACUCCUCAAGUAACGUCGUGGUCCAGCGAUGCAAAGAACUGAAGUCUCAAGGUUUAUUUCUCUUCUAAUGCGGUCGGGUUUAGCGCCAACCACCAGGAAGCGGUUAAAGUAGAUCCCCCUAGGGACAUGGCAAGGUUGGAGCCGGCUUCUCACUCAGCCUGUCCACGUGUAGUAAGAAAACAAACCGAUGUCAGCUCCCCAACUGCAUCUCCUGUGUUGGGAAAAGCUAGCCUCAAGUUUCGAUGGCUUUUUGCCUGCUAUGCCUUCAAGAACCUGGUGAUCCUGAAAAACUAGGAGAGUUUCUUCAAAAAGACAAUCUUUGUGUCCAUUAUUUCUGUCUUAUCUUAUCUAGCAAGCUGCCUCAGAAGGGCCAAUCCAACAGAGGCCUCCAUGGAUUUAUGCCUGAAGACAUCAAAAAGGAGGCAGCCCGGGCUUCUAAGAAGAUCAUUUUGCGGAAAACAUCGCCCAACACAGGACAUCCAACAGGGGAAUUUGGGGGAGGAAAGCUGCAUCUUGUGUUGUGAAGACUUAUCCCAAACAAGUGUUGAGAACAUCCAGAGCCCAUGUUGUAGUCAAGCUGUCUACCACCGAAAGUGUAUCCAGAAAUAUGCCCACACAUCAGCAAAGCACUUCUUCAAGUGCCCCCAGUGUAACAACCGAGAAGAGUUUCCACAGGAAAUGCUGAGGAUGGGAAUCCACAUUCCAGACAGAGAUGCCGCCUGGGAACUUGAGCCAGGAGCUUUCUCAGAGUUGUAUCAGCGCUAUCAGCAUUGUGAUGCCCCCAUCUGUCUGUAUGAACAGGGCAGAGACAGCUUUGAGGAUGAAGGGCGGUGGCGCCUCAUUCUGUGUGCUACAUGUGGAUCCCAUGGAACCCACCGGGACUGUUCCUCUCUUAAACCCAACAGCAAGAAAUGGGAGUGUAAUGAGUGUUUGCCUGCUUCAACCUUGGGUUAACAUGUCUGAAGACUCAAGUGACAUCCCCUGCUGCAGCAACACCUUCCACCCCCAAGAGUAUUUCUUGAGGGUCA
Psammomys obesus (fat sand rat) is the source of this 1703-nucleotide messenger RNA. RefSeq names its product PHD finger protein 7 (gene Phf7). The transcript is spliced from 8 exons. The record is from RefSeq and is a predicted model, not a curated record. Bases 1066 to 1629 code for a protein of 187 amino acids. Gene Ontology annotation, cellular component: nucleus. Lineage: Eukaryota; Metazoa; Chordata; Mammalia; Rodentia; Muridae.